AUGAGCACUCCGCAACCCAAUAAAUAUAACACAAAUCCACUUUCUGGUACAGGAUCGCCAGGAAAUGAAAACAAUACCUCGGGAAGUACUUCUACUAGUUCCAAAAGUCAACCAACAACUGGCGCCAACAUGAACGCUGAUGAAAUGCUGGGCAAAAUUGUACAAUUUGGCAAAGACUCAUGUACCAUCAAAGCUUAUUUUCAAUGCGGAGAAGAAGAGUUAUUUGCACUGGAAUGUGAAAGACCCAUGCUAGGCUAUGAUGGUAGAUGUCCAAAAUGUGGUAGACAACAUGUCCCACUAGACAAAACACGUGGUUUUUAUGCUGCGGUAAAUUCUGUCUACAAUUCGCUUGGACAACAAAAAUUAGAAAAAGAACGUUUACAAGGUCGAAAAAGAACUGAAAAAUUACUCAGUAUCACUGAAAAUUUACCUCCACUUGAUUGUCCAAUAAUUGGUGAAAAUAAAGGCAUUGAAGGUGAUUCAAAUUCAUGCUAUAUGGAUGCAACAAUUUUUUGCAUGUUUGCUUAUUGUAAUGUAUUUGAUUCAUUACUUCAUAUGCCAACUAACAAAAAUUCCAUAAAAAAAUUACAAGAUUUAUUAAGAGAAAAUAUUGUGCAUGUACUUCGACACAAGAAGGUUGGUUUUGUUGAACGUGAUGCUCUAUUUCAUUUACGAGCUCAAUUAAGUGAAGCAACUGGUGAUCCAUCAUUUAAAGAAGUGGAAAAAGAUCCAAGUGAAUUUUUACGAGCACUUGAAGAACAUUUUCAAUAUGCACCAUUAAAAACUAUUCCACCUGAUCAACCACCGAAUGCAACUGCAUCUAAUGUAACAACUAAUAUUAUGUGGGAAAUGUUUGAUGCUAAUCCACACAAUCUACUUUCAACAACCAUUGCUGGUAUAUUUCGUAAUUCACUUUCUGAAAUUCCAGUUAAAUUAGCAACAAUUCCACCUUUCCUUAUUUUGGUUGCUCCACGUCAUACGCGUUCACAACGUUCUUAUCGUUAUAUUAUACCUGAUCGUCAAAUUACUCUUGAUAACGAUAUUGUACAACUUGUGUGUCUCAAAUGUAGAAAAACAAAUCAUGGUCAAGAUCAGCUACAUGAUUUUUAUUCAUGUGAUGAAUGUUAUUCGAAAGAAUCACCGUCAUUAACAACACCAACAACUGACGCCAAGGUUGCAUGUUAUUGUAGAACUUGCUUAAUGAAAUUGCAUGAAGGUCUAUCUCAUGACGUUUCUAAUCAUAAUACAAGAAAAAUUCAAAUUAAUAAACAUAAACUUAAUCUGUUUGCUGUAUUAUGCAUUGAAAUAGCUCAUUAUGUCGCUUUUGUCAAAUGUAAAAAACAAGAUCAACAAGGUGAAUGGCUCUUUUUUGAUAGUAUGAGUGAUCGCAUUCUUAAUGAAAAGAAUAUACCUCUUGUCGAUCGUGUGCCUGCUUUUGAUCGAUGGGUUGAAGAAGCCGAACAAAAUAAAUAUUUCUUCCAAGAUUUAGAUAAACUUCGAAGUCAAGCAAGACCAUCUUCACAAAAAUUCGAUGAAAAUGCUAUGCGACAAUUACGUUUGUUUCGUGAUGGUGCUUUUUUCUUCUAUGAAAAUUCAAGUGUUAAUUAUCAAUAA
Messenger RNA from Rotaria sp. Silwood2, 1614 nucleotides. The record is from the annotation of a GenBank genome assembly. Lineage: Eukaryota; Metazoa; Rotifera; Eurotatoria; Philodinida; Philodinidae.